Molecule: messenger RNA, 2026 nt
Organism: Prionailurus viverrinus (fishing cat)
Lineage: Eukaryota; Metazoa; Chordata; Mammalia; Carnivora; Felidae
Gene: PPOX
Product: protoporphyrinogen oxidase
Exons: 11
Coding region: 401-1945 (514 amino acids)
Biological process (GO): heme biosynthetic process
Cellular component (GO): mitochondrial inner membrane
Molecular function (GO): protoporphyrinogen oxidase activity, oxygen as acceptor
Source: RefSeq, a predicted model, not a curated record
GAGGGAGUGGACGCGGAGUCGGAGGGCCCGAAGGGGGCGGCCGGAGCGGCAGCGCCCGAGCCGCGGGCCUGGGGCCCCUCACGGCUCCGCGAACCCUGGGCGGGCAGAUAGCGCGGGCGGGGUCCUUAUCCGCCUCCACGCCGGGCGCCGGCCGGGGAACCCGGAGACCUCUCCCUCCAGCUCUCUCGGCCCUCUCGCGGGUGGGUCCUGGGCCCUGGGCGGGGACCUCACCGGCCCCACCCCGUCCGCGGGCUCUGCGGGUUUCCCCUGGAGCAGCGGCCCGGACCGGGGGUGGAACGUGGAACCUGGGGGGCUGCCGCAGAGCAGGUGCAGCCCCGUCAGCCUGUCCGAUCCCCCUCCCCCACCGCGCCCCCUACCCAGGCUACGCCCAGGUUUCCUAAUGGGCCGGACCGUGGUCGUGCUGGGAGGAGGCAUCAGCGGCUUGGCCGCCAGUUACCACCUGAGCCGGGCCCCCUGUCCCCCCAAGGUGGUCCUGGUGGAGGCCAGCGAGCGUCUGGGAGGCUGGAUCCGCUCAGUCCGAGGGCCAGGUGGUGCUAUCUUUGAACUUGGACCUCGAGGAAUUCGGCCGGCGGGAGCCCUGGGGGCCCGGACCCUGCUCCUGUUUCUCCUCUUCCUGAGGAUGUGUGGAGAGCAGGUUUCUGAGCUUGGCUUGGACUCAGAAGUGUUGCCUGUCCGGGGAGACCACCCAGCUGCCAAGAACAGGUUCCUGUACGUAGGUGGCGCCCUGCAUGCGCUGCCCUCCGGCCUCAGGGGGCUCUUCCGCCCUUCACCGCCCUUCUCCAAACCUCUGUUUUGGGCUGGGCUGAGGGAGUUGACCGCGCCCAGGGGCAAAGACCCUGAUGAGACUGUGCACAGUUUUGCCCAGCGCCGCCUUGGACCCGAGGUGGCGUCUCUAGCCAUGGACAGCCUCUGCCGAGGAGUGUUUGCAGGCAACAGCCGAGAGCUCAGCGUCAGGUCCUGCUUUCCCAGUCUCUUCCAAGCCGAGCAAAGCCAUCGUUCCGUUUUACUGGGGCUGCUGCUGGGAGCAGGGCAGAGCCCGCAGCCAGACUCCGCACUCAUUAGCCAGGCCCGAGCCGAGCGCUGGAGCCAGUGGUCCCUCCGAGGAGGGCUGGAAACGUUGCCCCAAGCCCUUAACACCCACCUGACUAGUAGAGGAGUCCGUAUUCUCAGAGGCCAGCCCGUCUGUGGGCUCAGCCUCCAGGCAGACAGGCGCUGGAAGGUGUCUCUAGGGGACAGCAGUCUGGAUGCUGACCACGUUAUUAGUGCUGUUCCAGCUUCAGUGCUCGGCAAGCUGCUCCCUGCGGAGGCUGCGCCUCUGGCCCGGGCCCUGAGCGCCAUCACUGCGGUGUCUGUGGCUGUGGUGAACCUGCAGUACCGAGGAGCCCGUCUGCCCGUGCAGGUAGCUGUGACACAGGAACGAGAGGCAUGGGCUCAACCGGAACCUCUCCUUCCUGACCCGGUCUCCUCCUCGCCCCAGGGAUUCGGACAUUUGGUGCCAUCCUCAGAAGACCCGGGCGUCCUGGGAAUUGUGUAUGACUCGGUUGCUUUCCCUGAGCAGGACGGAAGCCCCCCUGGCCUCCGAGUGACUGUGAUGCUGGGAGGGUCCUGGUUACAGACACUGGAAGCCAAGGGAGCCGUCUUAUCUCCAGAGCUGCUCCAACAACAGGCCCAGGAAGCAGCUGCCACCCAGUUAGGACUGAAAGAGCCACCCAGCCACUGCUUGGUCCAUCUACACAAGAACUGCAUCCCCCAGUAUACACUAGGCCACUGGCAAAAACUGGAGGCAGCUACGCAAUUCUUGGCUUCGCAGAGGCUGCCCUUGACUCUGGCCGGAGCCUCCUAUGAGGGGGUUGCCGUCAACGACUGUAUAGAGAGCGGACGCCAGGCAGCAGCCCGGGUCCUGGGCUCGGAACCGGACAGCUGAUCCCCAACUCCCACCUCGUCCUGGCCCCGCUGGUGGCAGUUCUUGACCCACGAGAAUAAAAGUUGCUGGAGCCUGGCUGGA